Messenger RNA from Colletotrichum scovillei, 4108 nucleotides. RefSeq lists its product as uncharacterized. Gene Ontology annotation, molecular function: molybdenum ion binding; heme binding; molybdopterin cofactor binding. The coding region runs from base 901 to 3615 and encodes 904 amino acids. The record is from RefSeq and is a predicted model, not a curated record. The transcript is spliced from 2 exons. Lineage: Eukaryota; Fungi; Ascomycota; Sordariomycetes; Glomerellales; Glomerellaceae. Gene Ontology annotation, biological process: nitric oxide biosynthetic process; nitrate assimilation.
CCCGCAGCAUGCCAGUAGUGUCAGUGUGUGUCUUUCCUCCGCGGAACUCUUCAACACUUGAGCCCACUCCCUUCCUAGCUAGAAAGUUGCAUCUCCUCGCCGCACGCCGUCUCGUACCGGUCGAAUAAGGUAAGUUGCCAGGUUCGGGACCGUCUGGUCGAUCUUAUUCGCCGGCGAAUCGUCUGCUCACUUACACGACACUUUGACCAAGGCCAACGAGGGCACUCAAGCUAAACGUCUAUGGUGAGGAUGGAAUAUGGCACCGCAGGUUCUGUACAAGGACGGGACUUUCUCAUUUUCUAGGUAGGUACUGUAUACCCUCCUGUCCAACCGUCAGCGCAAUUCUCGGAGAGAUGAUCCUGCUUGUCCACAGCCUUUCGGUCUCCUAGUGAGCCUUUAUCUUAGCGUCACUUCCAUCUGAUGAUGCCAUGUUGUACUAUCCCACCCCAUCCCUAGGCAAGGCCUUUAAUCUUGGGCCCUGCACUUGCCAUGCCAUGUCAUGUCAUGCAGCAAUUCCCCAUCCCCUCGCCCCCUGUGGUGCGUCCGGCCCGCCCACACCACAGACACCAAACUCCGGCCCCAGGAAAUCCAAAUCUCACCUCCACCAACCCAACCCACUCACCAUUGUUACUUAUUCCAUCCUUACCCGGCGUUCAUAGAUUCCCUCUUUUCUCUCGCGAUUUCUAACCAUAUAUUCUACUUAAUAGCGAUCUUGCAUCGAGCCUUGUCUUCUCAUUCGAUACUUGAUUAAAUCUUGCCUAGCGCAUACGUAGUUUCAUGGCUUGCUUGUGAUUGUCAUCAACGACUGAGACAACUAUUUCCGCGGACGCCUACCCGGCUCAACUUCAUCCACUCUUCCUCAUCACGCCUAUCAUUGAUACUCAGCCAUCAUCGUCAACCAUGGAUGUUCUACCUACCCCUACACCAACAUCCUUACGAGAAUCACACGCCAAAAAGGAGCUCAGCUUUCCUCCGAGUCCAGCAACGACAGUAAGAGAGGGUCAGUCUUAUAGCGUCGACGGCGGAUCGGACUGCUCGAUAUCAGGAUGCUUGUUAGACGAGGUCAUCGUCGAGGGCCCUCGCACAUAUCCCCUACCUCCCAAGUCUAGAGUCAACAAGGUCCUCACUGAAGACCUCAAGACACCCGACAGUCAUGUCACCCGAGAUCCCCGACUAAUACGCCUAACGGGGCUUCACCCCUUCAACGUCGAGGCCCCUCUCAGCGAGUUGUACGACGAAGGUUUCAUCACUACAAAAGACUUGCACUAUGUACGCAACCACGGCCCAGUGCCAAAAGUCGAGGACGAAGACAUGUUUGACUGGGAGUUCACCGUCGAGGGCCUGGUCGAGAACCCUAUCAAGAUGACACUGAGGGACCUCAUCUCAGACUACGAGCAGAUCACCUACCCCGUCACUCUCGUAUGUGCUGGAAACCGCCGGAAAGAACAGAACAUGGUUAGAAAGUCAAAGGGCUUCUCAUGGGGCGCCGCCGGUCUGUCAACAGCCAUCUGGACCGGUGUCUCGAUAGGCGACCUGCUCGCCAAGGCGAUGCCCAAGAGGGGCGCCAAAUACGUCUGUUUCGAGGGCGCCGACAAAUUACCCAACGGAUACUAUGGAACGAGCAUCAAGCUCAACUGGUGUAUGGAUCCUAACCGCGGCGUGACCGUCUGUUACCGCAUGAACGGCGAGUUGCUGCACCCCGACCACGGGAAGCCCGUACGCAUCAUCAUCCCCGGGCAGAUCGGCGGCAGAAGCGUAAAGUGGCUCAAGAAGAUAAUCGUGACCAAGGAGCCGAGCGACAACUGGUACCACAUUUAUGACAACCGCGUGCUUCCAACUAUGGUGUCGCCAGACGCCAGCGCUGACCUUCCCGAAGUGUGGAAAGAUGAACGUUAUGCCAUCUACGACCUCAACACGAACAGCGCCACAUGCUACCCUGCGCACGACGAGGUUCUGUCAUUGAACAGCGGGCCAGAGUCCUACAAGGUCCGCGGGUAUGCGUACGGCGGCGGCGGUCGACGCAUCACCAGAGUAGAAAUAACCCUGGACCGUGGCAAGACGUGGCUCCUCGCCAACAUCAACUACCCCGAAGACGCAUACCGACUCGCUCCCGAAGGCGAGACCCUCUACGGCGGCCGCGUGGACAUGGAUUGGAGAGAGAGCUGCUUCUGCUGGUGCUUCUGGGACUUGGACAUUCCCGUAGUCCAGCUCGCAGAUGCAGCGGACGUAAUGGUCCGCGCCAUGGACGAGGGCAUGAUGGUGCAACCGAGAGACAUGUACUGGAGUGUUCUGGGCAUGAUGAACAACCCGUGGUUCAGAAUUGUCAUCCAUAAAGAGAGCCAUAGCCUACGUUUCGAGCACCCCACUCAGCCGGCCCUCAUGCCGGGCGGAUGGAUGGACCGCGUCAAGAAGGCCGGAGGAAACCUGGCCAACGGAUUCUGGGGCGAGAAGGUUGAGGGUGAAGCUGAGAAUUCCGCCGAGCUGGAGCCCAUCAAGGAAAUCUGCAUGACCAAGGAUACUGUCAAGCGGACCAUCUCCAUCGACGAGCUACGCCAGCAUGAGGGCGAAGAGGAGCCUUGGUUUGUCGUCAACAACGAGGUGUACGACGGCACUCCUUUCUUGGAAGGCCAUCCGGGAGGUGCGGCAUCCAUCUUUGGAGCAGCCGCACAGGACGUAUCAGAAGAGUUCCUGACCAUUCACAGCGAAAAUGCCAAGGCCAUGAUGCCCCAGUAUCACAUCGGCACCCUCGACUCAGCAGCCCAAAAGAUCCUAAGCGCAGGCGAGGUCGUGGUAGAAGACUCCAAAGCCUCCCCCCGCGCCGUCUUCCUCCAGUCAAAGACCUGGACAAAGGGCAUCCUCUCGAAAAAGACCAAAAUCUCCUCCGACACCAAGAUCUUCACCUUCACCCUCGAACACGCCGACCAAAUCGCCGGCCUGCCCGUCGGCCAGCACCUCAUGAUGCGCCUCCGCGACCCCGUCACCCGCGAGGCCAUCAUCCGCGCCUACACCCCGAUAUCAGAGGGCACCGAACGGGGUCAGCUCCACGUCCUCGUCAAGAUCUACUACGACGCCCCCGGCGGCCAGCCCGGCGGCAAGAUGACUCAGGCCCUCGACGCCAUCCCCGUCGGCCACUUUGUCGACUUCAAGGGCCCCAUUGGCAAAUUCGAAUACCUCGGCAAGGGGCUGUGCUCCAUCUCCGGGAAACAACGCACAGUAAAGCGCUUCGUCAUGAUCUGCGCGGGCUCCGGCAUAACGCCAAUCUUCCAGGUCCUCCGCGCCGUUCUCAAGGACGAAGCGGACCCGACGACGUGCCUGGUCCUCGACGGCAACCGCGUCGAGGAGGACAUCCUCUGCCGCGCGGAGCUCGACGACAUGGCCGCCACCGCCGGCCCGGACAAGUGUCGGCUGGUGUACUCGCUCACCAAACCUGGGCCGGAGUGGACGGGACUGAAGGGUCGCAUGGACGGCGCCUUUUUCGAAAGGGAAGUCGGCAGGUGCGGCGGUGGUGGCGGCGACGAGCUCGUCCUCGUCUGCGGGCCGGAGCCGUUGGAGAAGGGGGUGCGCGCCAGCCUUGCUAGCCUCGGAUGGAAGGAAGACGAUCUGUUGUUCUUCUAGGCAACAUCUGGGGAGUAGGGUAGCCAACCUUCAUCGAAAGAUGCGUCAAAGUGACCCGGGCCGACGGAGCUCGGAAGUUCGGCACAGGUCCCCUGGUCAGCAGACAAGAGCCGCCACCGCGCCGGGCCGCACUUGGAUGGGGUGUGGGUGGAGUUUGUAUCAACGACAAGCAUCCAUACUAAAAGAGAAAAAGGUGCAACAGAAUUAAGCAUCUCCGGGGAGGAAAACCGUAAUUCUGCUCUGAACUUCCUCUAGUUUGGGACGGGACGAAGUUGGAAGACUGGCAUCUACGUUUUUGCUCAUCAGCGGGGGUCUAUUUGUUUUUAACAGCGUAUUUUGGGCAUCUCCGCGGAGAGAAGGGGACGAUAUGCAUCCACCCCCAGAUCUCGCUUGCACUUACACGCGCGACAUGGGUUGAUGUGGGUGCGAACAGGAGGCAGAUAUAUACCACUCUUAGCGAUACAAAUACUGAAAUGAUCAUAAUGUUUUCUGC